GCAGAUUGCAUCAAGCUUUGAAGUAUGGCGUACAAAACUUUACUUUUGCUGUGGUUAGUUUGUGCAACAGUGGCUCAGCGAUGCCCACCCGAAGAAGACCUGGCGCCAUCUUGUUUGUGUAAAGCAUAUGAUACAUUUUCAAUGCUGAAUUGCAACAACAUCAUGAGUGUGGAGGAAAUAAUUCCACCCAUCAGGGCCACAGAGUCAUACAAAAUAUUCUCUGUAAACUUUGAAGAUUCUUCCUUAAUGUAUCUUCCAAAUGAUUUAUUCAAGUUUACAAACUUCGAAAAGAUCCGUUUUGGAAACUCGCAAGUGAUGUCCUUGUCGGACACUGACGUGGCUUUUGAAGGACUAGAGAACACUCUGGAAGAGAUCCGAGCAACGGGUGCCCAUUAUAUUACUACUUGGGAGUGGUCUCAACUGCGCAACCUCAAGAAACUGUCGUUAAUAGAUGUAAACAAUAUUGGAAUGCAUUCAUUAGACAACGAAUUCCCCCAUCUGGAAUCCCUGAAUGCUCUAGGAAUCAGUAAUGCACAGAUAUCUUUCCUCCACCCAGAAGCUUUCAGCGGAUUGCCUAAUCUUAAAUUGCUGAUUCUAAAACAAAAUCAGCUAAGUGAAAUCACCAGAAACAUGUUUCCUAAUCCAGCUAAAGAAUUGCAUCAUUUAGAUCUAAGCGACAAUUUGUUGGGAAUUUUGCCAGAUAAUAUAUUUAAGAACAUGCCAGUUUUACGUGAAUUGAAUUUAAGUCGUAACAAAUUUGUGACUCUUAAAGAGGAAAUUUUUUCUCCAGCCAUUAGAAUUUUACAAUCGCUAUAUUUGAAAGGUAAUGCUAUCCGGUGUGAUUGUCGUUUGAAAUGGAUGGUGAACCAUCCAACUCCUCUGUAUUUUGAAGGUGAAUGUAGCGAACCUGAAAGUUUGAAGGGAGACACCCUUAGGUAUCUAAAAUAUAAUGAACUUUAUUGCUAAAUAAAGAUAUUUAUUUCUG
Molecule: messenger RNA, 985 nt
Organism: Parasteatoda tepidariorum (common house spider)
Lineage: Eukaryota; Metazoa; Arthropoda; Arachnida; Araneae; Theridiidae
Biological process (GO): cell surface receptor signaling pathway
Cellular component (GO): plasma membrane
Molecular function (GO): protein binding
Source: RefSeq, a predicted model, not a curated record